Eupeodes corollae is the source of this 4042-nucleotide messenger RNA. Its product is annotated as endoplasmic reticulum transmembrane helix translocase. Gene Ontology annotation, cellular component: endoplasmic reticulum membrane. The record is from RefSeq and is a predicted model, not a curated record. The transcript has 7 exons. Bases 142 to 3684 code for a protein of 1180 amino acids. Gene Ontology annotation, biological process: intracellular calcium ion homeostasis. Lineage: Eukaryota; Metazoa; Arthropoda; Insecta; Diptera; Syrphidae. Gene Ontology annotation, molecular function: ATP hydrolysis activity; ATP binding; P-type ion transporter activity.
AAGACGAAAAAAAAUCUCGGGCCACAAAAUUCUUUUGGGACUUUAGGAGGAUAGCUUCGCUUGGAAUUUUUUGGGAAAUGUUUAAUUAAAUUUAAAAGAACCAAUUUAAAAUUAAUUUGAAAUAGAAAUAAAUUAAUUAAAAUGGUGUCCCAAAAGGCAACAUACCUCGAUGACUUGGUCCAAACCGUAUCCUUACACGUAAUAAAUCCAGUUUACUUAAGCGGUGUUGUCUUUCCAUUCCUUGCAAUUUACAUUACUUUCUUUUACCUCUGGAUUUACGUGUACGGAGUCGAUGAAUACUAUGAGGCCGGUCUUAUUACCUUUGCUGUCCUGGUAUUCUCACAUAUUCUGGCGUUCCUUUGCUGUUUUUGGAGCGUUCAUGUGUUGACAUUUUUGAAUUUCCGAAAAGUUAAAUGUCCACGUUCGGGAGUUGUGGCCAAAGUGGUCCCCACUCCAAACAAUGGCUCAUCCGAAAUGGUACGCAUCCAAGAGACAAUCAUGAACGAGACCACCAAAGAGUCUGUCUAUUGGUUUUCAUUCCAAAAAACCAAAUACGUAUGGGACGAUGAGAAGGCAAUCUUCAAAUCUGUUCAAUAUCCAGUGAAUAAGCUUUUGAAAGAGUAUGCAGGUUCUCGAGGAUUUGAAAAUGACGCUGCUAUUCGAUUGGCUGAAAAGACAUAUGGAGCCAAUCAAAUGGAAAUGGUCAUUCCAGAGUUUCAUCAGUUGUUCAUUGAACGUGCAACUGCUCCGUUUUUUGUCUUUCAAGUUGUUUCGGUUGGAUUAUGGUGCCUGGAUGAGUACUGGUACUUUUCGGUGUUUACCCUGUUUAUGUUGAUUGUCUUCGAGUGGACUUUGGUACAACAGCAGUUGAGGAGUAUGUCGGAAAUUCGUAAAAUGGGAAACAAACCGUAUUUGAUUUAUGUGUUGAGAAAUAACAAAUGGCGUCAGGUUGUUUCGGAUCAACUGGUGCCUGGUGAUGUGGUGUCGUUGACUCGAUCUCAAAAUGAUAACAUUGUGCCGUGCGACUUGGUUAUGUUGCGUGGGGCAUGUAUUGUGGACGAAAGUAUGCUUACAGGUGAAUCGGUUCCUCAGAUGAAAGAAUCUUUAGAAGCUGUUCAAGAUCUAAACCGAGAACUUGAUCCCGAAGGUGAAGGAAAAUUAUUCACCCUAUUCGGGGGAACCAAAAUAGUCCAGCAUACACCUCCUACAAAAGAUGGUACUCGUGCUCCAGAUAAUGGCUGCAUUGGAUGCGUCAUCCGUAACGGCUUCAACACUUCUCAGGGAAAACUUUUGCGGACCAUUUUGUUUGGCGUUAAACGCGUCACCGAAAACAGCUGGGAAACCUUUGCAUUUAUAGUAUUCUUAAUGAUUUUCGCCAUAGCUGCUGCCUGCUAUGUCUGGAUGAAGGGAACCGAAGAUCCCGAACGCAAUCGUUACAAAUUAUUCCUCGAGUGCACUUUAAUUUUAACUUCUAUCAUACCUCCUGAUCUGCCUAUAGAACUUACUCUUGCUGUUAAUAACUCACUUAUGCAACUUUCUAAGUUGUAUAUAUUCUGUACAGAACCAUUUAGGAUUCCAUUUGCUGGAAAAGUACAAAUUUGCUGUUUUGAUAAGACUGGCACUCUAACGAGUGAUAAUUUAAUGGUCGAGGGUGUAGCUGGACUUGAUAAUAAUUCGGGAAUUGUGCCAAUCUUUAGUGCAGGCGAUGCUACCGUCAACGUUAUAGCUGCUUGCCAUUCGCUUAGUCAAAUGGAUGAUGGUUUAGUUGGUGAUCCGUUGGAGAAAGCAAUGCUCACAGCUAUUGAUUGGGUCUUGACGAAGAAUGAAGUUGUUGUCCCCAAGAGGGGUAAAUUGAAGCCACUCAAAAUCUACCAAAGAUUCCAUUUCUCAUCUGCUCUUAAGAGAAUGUCAGUUCUUGCUGGUCAUCUUAUGCCCUCUUCAAGUGAUGUUUCAUACAUUGGAACUGUAAAGGGAGCUCCUGAAGUCAUAAUGACCAUGUUGAAAAAUGUUCCAGAAAAUUAUAAAAAGACUUACAUUGAAUAUUCUCGCAGUGGAGCACGUGUUCUUGCUUUGGGCAUCAAAGAGUUGGGAUGUUUGGACGGUGCUGCUGUGCGUGAAAUCAAACGAGAGGAUGUUGAAUGCGACCUUACAUUUGCCGGCUUCGUCAUAGUUUCCUGCCCAAUGAAACCUGAUUCUAAGAUUGUCAUCAAAGAACUUAUACAAUCAUCUCAUAAAGUUGUUAUGAUAACUGGUGAUAAUCCCCUUACAGCUUGUCAUGUGGCCAAGGAAUUGCGAUUCACCAGAAAGCAACUUCUAGUACUGACACCAUCCGAUGAUAACAAAUGGCAAUGGCUAUCAAUUGACGAACAAAUCAAACGCUCCAUCGAAGACAAUUACAAACAGGUUUUGAAAGAAUUUGAUUUGUGUAUAACUGGCGAAGGUCUUGCAUACCUGAACGAGAACGAACACAAUUAUAUGCUUAACAUCCUGCCAUACAUAACUGUGUGCGCGCGCUUCGCCCCUAAACAAAAGGAAUUCAUUGUGACAACUUUAAAGCAGCAGGGAUACUAUACACUUAUGUGCGGAGACGGAACCAACGAUGUAGGUGCACUGAAACAUGCCCAUGUUGGUGUUUCAUUGCUCAGUAAUAUGCCAGUGGUUAAGUCAAAGAAAACCAGAGUAGAAACAGUAGAAAAUGUAGGUACUGCUGUACCCACACACCAAAAUUCUAGAGGUCCAAGGCAACACAAUGCUGCCAUCCAAGAAAGACAAAAUCUUACCCCUCGAGAGCGGGCACUUUUGCGUCAUAGAGAAAAUCUCAGCGCAACUCAGGAGAAUCUUCAACGUGUUCUGAGGGAAGUCGAAGAAGAGACGGUGCAAGUCGUCAAACUGGGAGAUGCCAGUAUUGCAGCACCUUUCACAAGUAAAUCAUGUUCGAUUUCAUGUGUAAAUAACAUCAUAAAGCAGGGACGUUGCACAUUAGUCACAACUUUACAAAUGUUCAAGAUUCUCGCUUUGAAUGCCCUAAUCUCGGCGUAUUGUCAAUCUGUGCUGUAUAUUGAUGGGGUGAAGUUCAGUGAUACCCAGGCGACAUUGCAGGGUUUCUUCAUAGCUGCCUGCUUUUUAUUCAUAACGCGGUCCAAACCUUUGAAGACUCUUUCAAAAACAGCACCUUUACCUAAUAUUUUUAACUUUUAUACGGUUUCGACAAUUCUAUUGCAAUUUGCUGUUCAUUUUACUGCCUUAUACUAUUUAACAAUGGAAGCUACAGCUAGAGCUCCACCAAGAGAAGGAAAACUUAAAUUGGAUAUUGAUUUGGAUCCAGAAGAAAAAAAAGAAUUUGUACCAAAUAUUAUCAACAGUACGGUGUAUAUAAUUUGUUUAGCUCUUCAAGUUUCAACUUUCGCAGUUAACUACAAGGGUCACCCCUUUAUGGAAAGUCUACGAGAGAACCGUCUACUGAUGACUUCAAUCCUAAUGUCAGCUGCCCUGGUGGUGCUGUUGGCUUUAGGUCUUUCUGCUGAUCUUACUUAUACAUUCGAAAUAAUCGAUUUCCCCGACGAUUUCCGAAGGAUAUUAAUUUUCGUGCUAAUUGCUGAUACAGUAUCAGCGUAUGCUGUUGACAGAAUAUGUUCAUUCCUAUUCGGAGAAACUCGACGAAAAUCUAAACUACUAAGUUUUUAAGUUUUGUGUUUGUUUGUUUUUUUUUCUCUCAAUUUUUCUAGCCUGCUUUUUUCACUUAAGAUAAUUAAUUAAUAUAAAUCAAUUUAAAAACAAAUAUUUUUUUUACAAAUCUUUUAUAGAUGAGAGAUUAACUUUAAAUCAAUUGAAGUAAUUAAAUUUCUUUUGUGUUUUGUCUUAAAAAAUAAAUUUAACGGUAAUUUAUGUGGCGGUUAAAUAGAUAUAAAAAAAACACUUAAAAUACAUCAGUGUAAAAUAUUUAUUAAAAAAAUAUUUAUGGAUUAAGAUUUAUUUUAAGGUUUUUGAUGAAAAUGGAUAAUGAAUCAGAAUACGCAUUGAAUUAAACACUUAAAAUAAGUGA